Messenger RNA from Acanthochromis polyacanthus (spiny chromis), 10452 nucleotides. RefSeq names its product zinc finger protein 391-like. Gene Ontology annotation, molecular function: RNA polymerase II cis-regulatory region sequence-specific DNA binding; DNA-binding transcription factor activity, RNA polymerase II-specific. NCBI's taxonomy places the organism in Eukaryota, Metazoa, Chordata, Actinopteri, Pomacentridae. The transcript is spliced from 2 exons. The coding region runs from base 307 to 1713 and encodes 468 amino acids. Gene Ontology annotation, biological process: regulation of DNA-templated transcription. The record is from RefSeq and is a predicted model, not a curated record.
CAAAUAUGAAGAAACUUCUGAACUUCCUCAUGACCACAGGACUGCAUAAGAAAAUAUCGAGGAUUCUCUAAGGACUGUGAGUAACAUCCAGUAGGUGGCAGCAAUACGCCAGUGAUGCGUCUAGUCCGCCUAAUUCAAUGAGGAAGAAGAAAGUAACUCAGUGUUUCUGCCGGAACUUCACAGUGUGACACCCGGCGGAUGUAAACAAAGAAGCAUGAGCAGAGUUAGCUUCACUGCUGUGUGGACUGAGCUAUAAAACGGCUGUAUUAUAGUAAGAAUGAGAAAUAUCAGAGCGAUAAAGUAACGAUGUGUUCAGUUGAGUAUCUGAGAGAAUUGAUCAGCGACAGACUAGCUGCUGCUGCUGGAGAAAUAUUCACAGAGUUUGAAAAAAACAUCGUCCAGUACCAGGAGGAGAUCGAUCGUCAGCGCAGACUGCUGGAUGUCAUCUGGAAACCACGCAUCCCCUUACAACCCAUAGAGCUCCCACAGUCUUAUGUCUGUGAGAAUGAGAAGACUGUCGUUGACCAUCAGCCCCAUGACCAGGAGAGAAACUCCAUGGUGGACCAUGAGGACUCAGAGCCUCUACGGAUUAAAGACCAGCAGGAGGAACUCUGCACCAGUUGGGACCAAUCAAACCCAGAGAUUUCUCAAAUUAAAAUGGAACAGGAAGAAUUGUGCACCAGUCUGAACCAAUUAUACCCAGGGUUACCACAAAUUAAAGUGGAACAGGAUGAACGCUGCUCCAGUCACGAGGAAGAGUUAAUUGGAUUGAAACAGGAGACUGAUACCUUUGAGGUGACUCCUGCUGAUGAGGAAAGCGACCACAGUGAACCAAAACCAAACAGUGAUCAGCUCCUGUUUCACAUCUCUUGUGUAGCUGAGAGCCCAGAUCAGGAAGGAAGCAAGGAUGUAGACUCAGGAUCAACUAGAUGUAUCGAGCAGAAACCAAGACAUCAGAGUAACAACAGUCCCAGUAAUGAUGUAGACAAUGCUCCAACAUCAGAAAGACAGUGUGAUAAUAACAAGGCAAGAAAAUCUGCAACAUGCGAGGUCUGUGGAAAAGCUUUUAGGCAUAAAUCAAAUUUAAUUAUACAUCACAGAACCCACACAGGUGAGAAGCCGUAUUCUUGUGAAACCUGUGGGAAAAGCUUCAGUCAACGGACCCAUUUGACUGAACACAUGAGACUUCACACAGGUGAGAAGCCAUAUUCUUGUGGAACCUGUGAAAAAAGCUUUAGUCGACGGGCCCAUUUGACUGCCCACAUGAGAUGUCACACAGGUGAGAAGCCAUAUUCUUGUGGCACAUGUGGAAAAAGCUUUAGUCGACGGACCCAUUUGACUGCCCACAUGAGAUGUCACACAGGUGAGAAGCCAUAUGCUUGUAACACUUGUGGAAAAAGAUUUUCUGAUUCAUCAGCACAUAAUAGGCACAUGGCAGUUCACAAAAUGGGAAAGCCAUAUUCUUGUGGAACCUGUGGAAAAAGCUUCAGUCACCGGCGCUGUUUGACUGACCACAUGAGAUGCCACACAGGUGAGAAGCCAUAUUCUUGUGGAACCUGUGGAAAUAGCUUCAGUCAACGGGGCUCUUUGACUGUCCACUUAAGACGUCACACAGGUGAGAAGCCAUAUUCUUGUGGAACCUGUGGAAAAAGCUUCAACCGUAGUUAUCGAUUAAAAGUCCACAUGAGAAUCCACACAGCUGAGAAGUUGUGAUCCUGAAACAUCUGUGGAAAACAUAAUGUCAGAACUAAGCUUGAAACAACAUGGAAGAAUUGGUACAGGUAAAAAGUAGAUGUUUUAGAUUUAAAGCACCUUUAGUCUGUCCUUCAACAACAAUUGUGAGGAAGUAUGUAAGCAAUCCUUGAUGAUUAGACCAGAUGGAGUCUGGACUGUGGUGGUGGUGGAGCAGACAGAAGAACCAAACUGAAUGUCUGGAUGGAUAUGGUAUUGGUACAGACUGCUACAUUUCUGCGAUCAUGACAUCCUUCAUCAGCAGAGCAGUGAUUGGAGAUAUUGUGAAGCUGUUUGGAACAUUUUCACAUUCUGCUGAGAGAACAUGACUGUUCAGGUGUGAACAUACAGGGUGACCCAAAAGUUUGGAAACAAAUGAAAAGUCUAUAAUCCAAAUAAUAUAAUGUUAUUUCAAUAAAUCAGUACCACAGAUAUAUUCAGAAGAGUAUCAGAUUAGUGUAAAACAAACAUAUUUCGACAUGUUCAUGUUUGUUUCUUAUACAAGGUUGUGAACGUUUCCACCACCUGGUUACACUGGUAUCUUCUGGAAUGUACCUUCAUUCACGCUUAUGAAGGUUCCUCAAACUGGCCAGUAAAUGUUGCCUCAUAGUACUUUUGGAUGUUUAAAAAAAUUAAAGCUGUCAGAUACUUUACCAUCAAGAGUUUUGAAAUCUGACACUGAUGGUCUGCAUUUUGAAGUUAUGCUCCAGCAUACCUGGACCUUAUGGUUCUAUUAAUUUUCUUUCGAGUUAUUGCACUCGGCAGAUACUAUGCUUUUAAGUUAUUUUAUUAUGCCAUAACAAAAAUGGGUAAAAUAAGAGUGAAUUCAUGCACCCCCAACUGAAAUAGACACUGCAGUUAAACUUUGUUUCCAAACUUUUGGGUCAUCCUGUAUAUAUCAUCCUAAAGAGAGGUAUAAAAAAAUACAUAGUUAAUAAUAAGAAUUGUGCUUAUUGUAAAUGUAAAUUAACUCUAUUCUGUUCUAGUCUAGCUCCUUGUUAUAUAUACACUGCUCAAAAAAAUUAAAGGAACACUUUAAAAUGACAUAUUUCAAUACGGGGGAAAAACAAACUGGCUAUUAGCAUUGAUAUGGACUGGAUAAUGUGUUAGGAAUGAAAAGUGCCACAUUGUUUGAUGGGAAUGAAAAUUAUCAACCCCCCAGGAGGGCUAAAUUCAAGACACCCCAAAAUCAAAGUGAAAAACUGAUGUGGCAGGCUGGUCCAUCUUGCUGAAAUUCCUUGGCAGCAACUCAAAAUGGUAUUCAGUAGUUUGUAUGGCAUCCAUGUGCUUGUAUGGAUGACUGACGAUGCCGGGACAAGCUCUGAAUGAGACGAUGGAUGGUGUCCUUAGGUAUCUCCUCCCAGAACUGGACCAGGGCAUCGCUGAGCUCCUGGACAGUCUGAGGAGCAACCUGAUGGUGUCGGAUGGAACGAAACAUAAUGUUCCAAAGGUGUUCUAUUGGAUUCAGGUCAGGUGAGUGUGGGGGUCAGCUAAUGGCAUCAGUUCCUUCAUCCUCCAGGAACUGCAUGAGUUCUCUUACCACAUAAGACUGGGCUUUGUCGUGCACCAGAAGGAAUCCAGGACCACUGCACCAAUGUGGGGUCUGACAAUGGGUCAAAGGAUUUCAUCCUGAUACCUAAUGACAGUCAGAAUGCCAUUGUCCAGCCUGUAGAGGUCUGUGCGUCCCUCCAUGGAUAUGCCUCCCCACACCAUCACUGACCCACCACCAAACCGGUCACACUGAACAAUGUUACAGGCAGCAUAACGUUCUCCACGGCUUCUCCAGACCCUUUCAUGUCUGUCACAUGCGCUCAGGGUGAACCUGCUCUCAUCUGUAAAAAGUACAGGGCACCAGUGGUGGACUUGCAAAUUCCUGUGUUCUAUGGCAAAUGCCAGCCGAGCUCCACGGUGCCAGUCAGCGAGCACAGCGGGCACUAGAGGACGCUGGGCCCUCAGACCACUCUCAUUACAUCUCUUUCUGAUUGUUUGAUCAGAGACAUUCACACCAGUGGUCUGCUGGAGCUCAUUUUGUAGAGCUAUUGCAGUGCUCAUCCUGUUCCUCCUUGCACAAAGGAGCAGAUAGCUGUCCUGCUGAUCGCUGACCUUCGACAGCCCUGUCCAGCUCUCCCAGACUAACUGCUUGUCUCCUGGAAUCUCCUCCAUGCGCUUGAGAAUGUGCUGGGAGGCACAGCAAACCUUCUGGCAAUGACACGCAUUGAUGUUUCAUCCUGGAGGAGUUGGACUGUCUGUGGAACCUCUGUAGGGUCCAGGUAUCGCCUCAUGCUACCAGAAGUGACACUUACCCUAGCCAAAUGCAAAACUAGUGAAAAACAGUCAGAAAAAAUAAGGAAGGAAAAAAAUAUCAGUGGCCUUCACCUGUAAACUCAUUCCUGUUUUGGGGGUUGUCUCAUUGUUACCCCUCUAGUGCAUCUGUUGUUAAUUUCAUGAACACCAAAACAGCUGAAACUGACUAAAAAGCCCCUCUGUUACUUACUUGACCAGAUCAGUAUCCCACAUGUUUCACUGAUUUGAUGCAAUACUUAGAUUAAAAAGUGUUCCUUUGAUUUUUUUUGGAGCAGUGUGUGUGUGUGUGUGUGUGUGUGUGUGUGUGUGUGUGUGUGUGUGUGUGUAAUAAAUUAAUCUUAAUAAGAAAUAAAAUAGAUUACAUUUACAAUUGCAUCUUUUGAUCUCAAAACAUUUUAUAUGUAUCCAGGCAUUUACAUUUAUAUAUGUAAUGGCUGAACUGAAAAGAUAUGGAGUAAUAGGCGUGCCAAAUCAAAAUAUAAAUAAAUAAAUAAAUAAAUGUGGAAAUAUAAAGAGAAAUAAAUAAUUAAAUAAAUAAAUGUGGAAAUAUAAAGAGAAAUAAAUAAUUAAAUAAAUAAAUAAAUAAAUGUGGAAAUAUAAAGAGAAAUUAAUAAUUAAAUAAAUAAAUAAAUGUGGAAAUAUAAAGAGAAAUAAAUAAAUAAAUAAAAAGGAAAAUUUUGUCUUUGCUUUUACCUUUUCUGUUUUUUCCCUUUUAUUUAUUUAUUUAUUUAUUUCUCUUUAUAUUUCCACAUUUAUUUAUUCAAUUAUUUAUUUCUCUUUAUAUUUCCACAUUUAUUUAUUUAUUUAUUUCCCUUUAUAUUUCCUCAGUCCACCAAGAAAAGGAAAAAUGCAAAUCAGUUUGCUCUGGGCGGGGAUUCUGAACACAGGAGUCCUGCCUGACACCAGCUCCCAGCACGGCUGAAGUGAAGCCAUGUCACCGUUGAGCUUCGGCUUAUUCUGCCACUGAUAAGAAAAUAAACAUUAAUUUACCGAAUUAGCAGCGUCCUUUCAGUGUCUGAUGGCAGAAUCAGCCGAAGCUCCACGGUGACACGGCUUCACUUCAGCCGUGGUCGGAGCUGGCGUCAGGAAAGAAGCCUGUGUGCGGGUACGACUCCCCACCCUGAAAGGAAGCCCCGCCCAGAGCAAACUGAUUUGCAUUUUCUAUUUCAUGGUGUCAGGCCAUUAUGAAAUAACCACCAAGAAAUAAAAUGCAAAUCAGUUUGCUUUCACUUGGUGGACUGAGCUGUCAAUCAAAUGGCUCUAGGCGGGGCUUCCUCGUCGUUCCUGAUCACAGGCAUAUGAAGAGUAGAUACGACACGCCUCUCUGAGCGGUGUCCCGACGGAGACGCUAAGCUAGUGGGGGCAAAGUUUCAGUGUUUUCCAUUGAUGUGUACGGCACGAAAAUUAAAACAAGAAGAAUGCCGGCUCAUUGUGCGGCAUACAGUUCCACACUACAUCGGACGAUCAAGACAAGGAAACUUGGAAUAACUUUCCACAGGUAAGAAUAGUUUUGGGCUCGUUUUUUAUUAUUAAAUCUUGUUGAGGGUCUAUGAGAGCUAACUAGUUAGCCAUUAGCAAAACACUAACAUGAGCUAACAGCUGGACAACCAAAUACCAGACGAUUAAUAGUAGCUGUAGUAUAGCUGUACAAGCAGUAAUACGAAAAGUACAAGCAGCAGUAGUAGUAUAAGUAGCUGUUAGAGUCGUAGACGGAGUAUCAGCAUGUGUAAUAGUGGUACAAGUUGUAGUAGCAGUGACAGUAUCAGCAGCAGUAGUUGGUGUAUUACCACUAGUAGUAGCAUUACUAUUAAUACCACCAAUACUACCAAUUGUAGUUAUAAAGCCUAACUCAUAUAUAUCCAGAUUAGCAUCUAUGUUCUUCCUCCAAACCCAUUUUAUGUUUGGGAUUACAGGCAAUUCUUUAGGACUGCUUUCAAAUAAUUGAAAUGUUACCAAACAAUGCUAUACGUAUCAAAUUAAAUAGCUUUGGUCUCCAGUAUAUUGGCUAAUUCAGUUCUUUGUACUUAAUUUAUUAGCAUGAUUUCUUUAUAAAUAUGUUGUUGUGUACAUACUUAUUUACUUCUCUGUCUACUUUUUCUUUACUCCAUGUAGGUUUCCCAAAGACUAUGGGUUGAGGAAGAAGUGGAAGCAGCUCUGAGGAGAGAGGGGUUUGCUGCAAGUAUAUAAUAGCCUAGAGAGAGAGAGAUAAAUAAUAUAUUAUUAAUAAUAAUUCUGUUUAUUGUAAUUGUGGUUGUCUUUAUGUUGCAUUUAUUGAGAUAAUUUGUCCUUGUUCCUUAUUACUGUAGCAUUGCUGUAACUACCUAUAAUUAUACAUUUCUAUUCAUAUUUUCACUGUGACUUUUAUAUACGGCAAAUCGUGAUCCAUGCAGGAGUGGAUGGAUUUAGCAGGCUCAUAGUUUACAUAGGAGCAGCUACAAACAACAAAUCCACCACUGUUCUGGUCAGCUGUUGCUCAGUAUGGCUUACCAUCUCAUAUGUUGUGUGAGAGUCCAAAUAAUGCUACCAAAACACAUGAAAUGUUAAAACAGAUACGUUUAGUUGUUUUGACAAUUGUUCUGAUGUGAUGUAAGCUUGUGAGGCUAAUACAUGCUUCAGAAGAAGGUUCACAACAGUUCUUGUUUUUGCUGCUGUCAGGCUCAAAUUGUUGUGUGUGACAUUUAACAUGUAACAGAAAUGUGGCGGCCUGUGAGUUGUUGUAAGAAGACCGUUUAAAGGUGAGAGUUGAGAGAGUGAAUUAAUGAAAUAGCUUAUUUUUAUGUGAAAGAUUCAAAAACGAUGGUUCAGGUUUGUGCAUUUCUGCGACAACAAAAUGUUUCCACACUUGUGGAAGACUGUCUUUGGAGAACAGUUGUAAUAUAAAUGUUUGGAAGUUAAAGAAAAUAAUUGUCAGUUCUAUUAAACGUUUUUAUUGGCACAUUGUUUUAAUGCUUUUAAAAGCUGUCAAACUAUUCAGCAUGCAAUAAAAGCAGUUUUAGAUCCCUUUGCUGUGUCUUUGUACAUUGUUGUUUUCAAAGGCAUUUAUUUGAAAUUCACAACUGGUCAUAAAAUUCUGCAACAAAAAUUUGCAGCAUUCUUUUGAGUCUUGUUCGUUUCAUUCUGAUUCUGUUAAGGUGAGUUGUGAUAUGUUCAGGUUUGUUGAAAAAUGUCCUUAAGAAUAUACACUGUAUCCAUGUAUGCCCGUAGUGCAGCAGAGAAAGGGACGGCCGGAUCAGGCAAUGAUGUAACUUCAGCCUGUGUAAGCUGCCGGGGUAGCUGUGCAUCAGGUACAGUGACGCCUUCUGGGUAUGGGGUGUGAGGUCCUGUCCAGUCUAUCCCAUAAUCAGCAGCAACCUGAAAGGAAAGCAUAAUUUGGAAGCAAGCUCUUCUAUUAAGAAAUGCACACUCCUCAAGUAAUAAAAAAAAAGUAAAUGAGAUUAGGGACUACAUGGUAUGGCAAAACUUGAUUUCAAAUGUGGGUUGGACAACAAGAUGUGCAAGGAGUAAAUUCAUGAACUAUAAAAUUGUAUAGAUAUUAUAGAUCUUAUUUUACUCCAUUGAAAUAUCUAUGCAUAUGUUUAUAUGUUAAAAUAUGUUAAAAAUACAGAAACUACAGGACCUGUCACAGCUCUAUAAAGAAUAGAUAUUAUUGUGCUACUAAACCAAGUAUAGCAUUUUUGAAAUGUCCAGGUUCUCCUAGCAGUGUUAGACAGCAUACAUCUACACUGUGUUUGUUAAAUAUGCUUUGGUAAUUUCAAUUUGUUAAAAAAAUCAAAUCUGGACUCUGAAUCAGAAAGUGAGAUCACACGCAUUAGAUUUUUUUCUCUGUCAAUUGAACCAUCCAGUACCAAAGUAGAAAUAAUAAAGUUAACAUAAACAAAUAUAAAGGAAGACAGGAAGGUAAAGGUACAAGAGGGGAUUCAUACCUCAACUGGAUCAGCAGCAUUUCCCUCACGGGGCUGACUAAGCCACAGUUGCAUGGGGGCUUGCCCUCUCUCUGCCCUCAAACUAUGGUGAGUCCAGGCUUCCUUGAAUGGCUGAAGAUGCUGCUGCAGCUGUGGGACGUAGGUCCAGUGGAGAGUGAAUAACUCCAGUUCAUUUUCAGGGUUUAGAAACCCUUCCACUUCCAAAUUGAGAAAUAGUGUGUGGAACAAGUCAAGGACAUUUCCAUACACAUCUCACCAUAAUCUUUCAAUUCUGUAGACGAAAAAAAACAAACAAAAAUAAUACAUAAUUACUCUAAAUUUUACAACUGCAUGUAUAUAACAGGAAUUUCCUUUCCAGUAUUUUAAAAAUAUAUCUGAUACUCAUGAUCGUAAUUAGUUACAUAACCAUGGAUCACCUUUGAUUAUGUACACUGCGUCCAGUGAUGUGGGAAUGUCGGCCUGUUCCUCUCUGGCUCACCAUGUAAUGGGCCACAGCAACAUUUUCCCCACCCUUGAGGAAGUUAAUAUAUAAACAGACAAAAGAAAAAAAGGAACACCAUUUUUCAAAAGUUCUGUUCUUUGGUACUUUUGUUGUUUCAAUGCAGGAGGGAGUAUUGUUGUUAAUGCAAUAUUUCACUUUACCUUAUCAGAUCUCACAAGAGAAUACUAGUGGUAGUAUUGGUGGUAUUAAUAGUAAUGCUACUACUAGUGGUAAUACACCAACUACUGCUGCUGAUACUGUCACUGCUACUACAACUUGUAAUACUAUUACACAUGCUGAUACUACUUCUACGACUCUAACAGCUACUUAUACUACUACUGCUGCUUGUACUUUUCGUAUUACUGCUUGUACAGCUAUACUACAGCUACUAUUAAUCGUCUGGUAUUUGGUUGUCCAGCUGUUAGCUCAUGUUAGUGUUUUGCUAAUGGCUAAACUAGUUAGCUCUCAUAGACCCUCAACAAGAUUUAAUAAUAAAAAACGAGCCCAAAACUAUUCUUACCUGUGGAAAGUUAUUCCGAGUUUCCUUGUCUUGAUCGUCCGAUGUAGUGUGGAACUGUAAGCCGCACAAUGAGCCGGCAUUCUUCUUGUUUUAAUUUUCGUGCAGUACACAUCAAUGGAAAACACUGAAACUUUGCCCCCACUAGCUUAGCGUCUCCGUCGGGACGCCGCUCAGAGGGGCGUGUCGUAUCGACUCUUCAUAUGCCUGUGAUCAGGAACGACGAGGAAGCCCCGCCUAGAGCCAUUUGAUUGACAGCUCAGUCCACCAAGUGAAAGCAAACUGAUUUGCAUUUUAUUUCUUGGUGGUUAUUUCAUAAUGGUCUGACACCAUGAAAUAAAAAAAUGCAAAUCAGUUUGCUCUGGGCGGGGCUUCCUUUCAGGGUGGGGAGUCGUACCGGCACACAGGCUUCUUUCCUGACGCCAGCUCCGACCACGGCUGAAGUGAAGCCGUGUCACCGUGGAGCUUCGGCUGAUUCUGCCAUCAGACACUGAAAGGACGCUGCUAAUUCGGUAAAUUAAUGUUUAUUUUCUUAUCAGUGGCAGAAUAAGCCGAAGCUCAACGGUGACAUGGCUUCACUUCAGCCGUGCUGGGAGCUGGUGUCAGGCAGGACUCCUGUGUUCAGAAUCCCCGCCCAGAGCAAACUGAUUUGCAUUUUUCCUUUUCUUGGUGGACUGAGGAAAUAUAAAGGGAAAUAAAUAAAUAAAUGUGGAAAUAAAAAGAGAAAUAAAUAAUUAAAUAAAUAAAUGUGGAAAUAUAAAGAGAAAUAAAUAAAUAAAUAAAAGGGAAAAAACAGAAAAGGUAAAAGCAAAGACAAAAUUUUCCUUUUUAUUUAUUUAUUUCUCUUUAUAUUUCCACAUUUAUUUAUUUAAUUAUUUAUUUAUUUAUAUUUUGAUUUGGCACUCCUAUUACUCCAUACUUGGCCUCUGGACCUAAAGAAUAUGAUAACUAAAAUUGCAGGUUACAUAUUGUAGGAAGCCUUUUUCAGUGUUUUUUUAGAUCACAUAUUUUCUAUUAAUAGUACAUGUUUUGACAUUGACAAUAAAGUAAACCACACGAAAAUCGGUUUAGAAAUUAGCAAAGUGUGAUAUAUUUUCAAUGUACAUGCAUUGCUUUGAAUGGGAACUUUGCCCCCUUCAAGAUGUCCGCCAUGUAGGUACGUCGCUUAGCCGGCUGCUACAGCGGGCUGGCGUAUCUACUCUUCAUGGGACUGUUUCACGAAGCAGGUUCAAGAAACUGAGUUUCAUCCUCAACUCUGAGUUGAUCUACUCUGAGAUAGAAAACUCUGAGUUUUCGGUUUCACAACGGCUGAUUUGAGUUGGUUUAAUCAACUCGGAGUAGUUUGACCCGGAGUUAAGGGUGUAACUUGGGUCUUCCAUUGGGGGGGUUAAACUCUGUGCCUGUUUAUUGGUAUUUACUGAAUCGUUUACUUUUGUAAAAGGAGUCGUGGUGAUUUGGCAUGCCUGUAUUAGAAAUACAUUAGUGAUUUACUUGAA